Messenger RNA from Spinacia oleracea (spinach), 1339 nucleotides. RefSeq lists its product as uncharacterized. The coding region runs from base 149 to 907 and encodes 252 amino acids. Lineage: Eukaryota; Viridiplantae; Streptophyta; Magnoliopsida; Caryophyllales; Amaranthaceae. Gene Ontology annotation, cellular component: nucleus. The transcript has 3 exons. The record is from RefSeq and is a predicted model, not a curated record.
AAUGGCCCGAUAGGGCCAAAAGUCGGAGUUUCUCCAUUUUUGGUCCCAAUAAAACAAAAGCGCGAAGUCACAAGAAGAAGAACACCAAAUUGAAGAACUACCCCAAUUUCUGGAGAUUUCCAGAACCAAGGUUGAGGAGAGAAAAAAAAUGGUGAAAGAGGAGGAAAAGAGGAAGAGGGUAGGUACAGAAUCUUUAGGAUGGCUCACAGAAUCCACAAUUAUGCCGAAGAAGCAUAAAGCAAUUGAAGGUGUUGGUGCUUCUUCAAUCUUUGAGCUCAAAGCUGAACUCUACAAAUCCCAGGAAGAUGCCAAGAAAUCCAAGGAAAUCUCCGGCGCCGACGUCGAAUACCACCGCGCCAAGAAGAAGAUCACUGCCAAUAACUCAUUUGCUCGCAAAAACACCGGCGUUGAUGCGCGCGCUCAUCAGGACAAGCUCGCACUCAAGGCUGUUACUGAUGGUUCUGCUAGCUACGCAGCACUGGAGAAAAAGGCUGCUUUGUAUGAAAAACUUGCCAGGGGAGAGCUUUCAGAUGAGGAAGAUAAAGAGAAGUAUUGUGUUGAUUUUUUCCGCAAGGGUCAUGAGGAAGAGGAAAUUCAGGAGUUGCAACCUAACGAUUCUUCUAGUAAAGUAUCUGAAAAAAUUGACGAAUAUGAUGACUUUAUUCCUUUCAAUUCAAAGCCCCUGGGUUUGGGGCGUACUGCUGGAGCUGUCGACAUUGAUGAACACAAACGUUUUGUCAGGGAAGUGCACGAAGAGGUGAAUCAAGCCAGAGAAAAUGCUUCUGAACUGAAGCUACGCAGGCAAGAACAAGCAGCAGCUCGGCGAGAAAAGCUUAGACAGGCUUACAUUCGGAAACAAUUGGAGAAGGUGAAGUCUACAAUGACAACAAAACAAGAGCAAACCUAACCCAACUAAUGCAGAUUGAUUGUUGAAUUGGUUCGAAUAUUGAGCAGCUGUUGCUAUCGUGGAUAUCAAGAGCAUUGAGCAGCUUGGAAAAAGUAGGGCGAAAUAAAGCCUGCGCUUGCACUGUCAUUGGGCUUGCAAGUAGAUCUGUGGUUCAGAAAUCAGAAGUCAGGCAAACAUGUCAAUUGAGGCAACAUACAUCAUUAGCACAAGCCUUGAAGCGGUACUGGACUACCCUGCUGCAGUGGACUACCAAGCUUGGGUGGAUUGAUGGUCAAAACUCAAGAAUCGUGCAUCUGAAAUGAUGCUUUUCAUUGAUUUUCCCUUCACGGAUUUUCCCUUAUUUUCAUUGUAUUGACAAUUCUAAUACGUACUAGUACAUGCAUAGUGAUUUUCAUCAUACAAAGUUCCAAUUUAAGAAGCUGCUUUUAGCAA